Messenger RNA from Alosa alosa (allis shad), 2223 nucleotides. Its product is annotated as intraflagellar transport protein 81 homolog. The record is from RefSeq and is a predicted model, not a curated record. The transcript has 14 exons. Bases 349 to 2208 code for a protein of 619 amino acids. Gene Ontology annotation, biological process: cilium assembly; intraciliary transport. Lineage: Eukaryota; Metazoa; Chordata; Actinopteri; Clupeiformes; Clupeidae. Gene Ontology annotation, cellular component: intraciliary transport particle B; centrosome; cilium. Gene Ontology annotation, molecular function: tubulin binding.
CAACCAUCCAAGUUAGGUCGUUACUAUGGAAAAUUUGUUUUCUGAAACUAUGUAGUACAGUGCUACAUAAUGGCGUAAUCUAACUGGAAAUAUCGAUGAGAUUCGGUUUUUUUUUUAUCUGGGAUUUCAGAGCUGUAGAUAGAUAAUCAAGCAUACAGUUGCACUAUAACAGACGUAUCGGUUACGUUACUUAGCUAAAAUUGCCGAGAAUAGACAAAACAUUGCUGUGUUCGCUAGCUAGCUGUACCGUUAGCGGUCAUAGCUAACGUUAAGCCAAAGACGGUCAUCUCCAGUGCAAAAAUUGGUCCUUCUUUAUAGUUACAUUAACGUCAUUUUUAAAUUCCAAAGAUGAGCGAACAACUGAAAUUUAUCGUUGAACAGCUCAACAGAGAGCCCUUCAAGAAAAGUUUCAAUUUGAUCACGUUUGACUCCCAGGAGCCGAUGCAACUGUUGCAAAUUCUCAAUGACGUCUUGGCAGAAAUCGACCCCAAGCAAGCUAUUGACAUCCGUGAGGAGUUGCCCGAGCAGACGACCAAAAGGAUGAUCACCUUACUGGGGAUGCUCAAGUACAAACCACCGGGGAGCCUCUCUGAAGCGAGCAGCUUCCGGCAGGGCCUGGUGAUGGGCAGUAAGCCGGUGGUCCACCACAUCCUCUUCUGGCUGCUGCAGAAGCUGCCGGAGCUCAAGAAGAGGGCCUACCUGGCCCGCUUCCUGGUCAAGCUCGAGGUGCCCACUGACUUCCUGCAGGACGAUGUCAUUGCAGACACCUACCACCAGUAUGAGGAGCUGGUGGAGGGCUUUAAGACUUACCACAAGGAUUGUGAGCAGCUGAAAAGUUCUGGUUUUUCCACCGCAGAGAUCCGCCGGGAUAUCACAGCGAUGGAGGAGGAGAAGGAACAGCUGAUCAAACGCGUGGAGAGGCUGAGGAAGCGCGUGGAGAGCGUGUCCAACCAUCAGCGCAUGCUGGAGCUGACCAGGCAGCUCAGGGUGGAGAAGGAGCGGGAGGAGGCCCUCGCCCAACAGAAACAGGAGCAGAAGAACCAGCUCUUUCAGGCUGAGCAGAGGCUGCAGAGGGCCCAGUUGCAGCUGAAGGACCUGAACCAGGCAGCAGCAGAUGCCAAGCCUGAGAGUGUGAUGAAGAGGCUGGAGGAGGAGAUCAAGUUCAACAGCUACAUGGUGAUGGACAAGCUGCCCAAGGAGGUGCAGAGCAAGCGUGUGGCCGUGCAGUACCUGCAGAAGGUGGCGUCCGAGCCCGCCAUGGGACAGGCCGAGCUGGCCCAGCUGGAGGACAAGAUCCGUGAGGCCAACAUUCAGAUCAACCAGUUGAUUGAGAAGAGAAUGAUGCGGAAUGACCCCAUGGAUGACAAGCUCUCUCUGUUCAGACAGCAGGCCUCCAUCAUCUCGCGUAAGAAGGAGGCGCGGGCGGAGGAGCUGCAGGAGGCGCGGGAGGAGCUGGGCACUCUGGAGAGAGAGCUCCACAUGAAGAGCAGUCAGGCUCGCGGCCAGGACGGAGCGCAGUUCAUCAGAGGAGACGAGUUCAAGCGCUACGUGGCUAAGAUGCGGAGCAAGAACGUGGGCUACAAGAAGAAGAAGCAGGAGCUGGACAGCCUGAAGGGCGAGUACGGCGUUCUGCAGAGAACCGAGGAGAUCCUCAAACAGAGACAUGACGCCGGCCUACAGCAGCUGCAGUCUGUGGAGGCCCAGAAGGGGAUCUCGGGCUACAGCAACACCCAGGAGGAGCUGGAGAGGGUCUCGGCCAUCAAGAGCGAGCUGGACGAAAUGAAGGGACGCACCCUGGACGACAUGUCUGAAAUGGUGAAGAAGCUGAACUCUGUGAUCGUGGAGAAGAAGUCGGCCCUGGCUCCCCUCAUUAAGGAGCUGAGACCCUUGCGGCAGCAGUGCCAGGAAUUGACUCAGGAGUACGAGGAGAAGAAAGGCCAGUAUGACACCUGUGCUGCCGGUCUGGAGAGCAACAGGUCCAAACUAGAACAGGUGCUUCACACACACACACACACUCCCACACACACACACACACACACACAACCACUCCUCUUGUUAAGAUUAAAAUACACGCAUACUCCCACACAGUCUUUCCACAGUACUCUCCAUUACAUACACACAUACACACACACACACACACACACACACGCAGCACAAGCAGAAUGGCCGGGCAGCAGCCAGACCAGAGGAGUUGGACUGCUGAAGUGAAGUGUUGACAGGUCA